AUGCCACCUGCUAACGCUUCUAAGGAAGAAAAGGAAGAUUCAAAAAUUACUGAUGAAAGGCAAGCAUGGAUUGAAAAGAUUGUGAGGAACACUUUUAGAGUGUCAGAGAAGGAAACAAGAAAGUUACUUGAAACAGAUGAAUAUAGAAAAAUCACAAGUACCUUCUUUGAAAAUGUAGAAGCCAAACAAAUUUUCAUCUUCUACAACUCGGGCAACAAUCUCAGUAUUGCAAUUCAAAUGCCAUCAUCGUAUUUGAAAAAGACAAUAUACUUUAUCAAAAAAUCCAAAGUUUCGCUCACACCUGAAAACAUUGCGAACUCGCUCUUGGUUGGUGAAGUGUCGGAGUCAGCACUCGAAACACUGUCAUUGGUAUCCAAUCAACUUUUCCUUCCAAUAUUGAAGAAUAGUGUGGAACAAUCAUCAUCAGCCGAAGAUUCAGAUGAGAAAGUCUCUAGAGAUGUCGUUACAUAUUUUCAUAAAUUCCUAGCUACCGUUGCAAGAAACAAGAGAUCAAGAACAAGACAAGGAUAUGAUUCAUGCCCUCGAAACAGCAGUUGUAAAUUGGGCCAAUCAAAUCAAGGAUGUCUUGACAAAAGAUCCCGAAGUUCUUUUCACCCCAAUUAUCAUCCAGGACCAUUGGAUGAAAUUGAAUUUUGGAAUUCGAAAAGAGCUGAUCUAGAUUCAAUUUCAAAGCAACUCGCUAGCGAUAAGGUCACAAAGGUCAUUGAAAUUCUCAAAAACAAUCAAAGUACCUAUAUUCCAUCAUUUAUGAAAAUGGUGGAAGAAGUUGAUGUAAAAAAACAAGAGGCAUUCGAUAACCACAGGUUUUUGAAACCACUAAGAAAAUAUUUUGAAAGUGUUAACAUCAAGAGUGACAACCAUUCAGAAUAUUUAGAGUUACCAAACGUGUUUAGAAGCAUUUUUCACUUGAUAUUUAUGAUUUGGAAAACUUCAACUACUUACAACAAACCAGAACGUCUUGUUGUUCUAGUGAGAGAGCUCUGCAACGAUCUCAUUGAUCAUUCUAGAGAAUACAUUGGAGGUAAAGAAAUUUUCAACACUGAAUUUCCUGAUGCUGUCGAGAAGUUUGAAAACACUCUGUCCAUCUGCGGUUUGGUGAAGAAGUAUUUUUUCGCUUACAAGGCCAAAGUUGAGCAAGAGUGCCCUAAUAAUCAAUGGAAAGUUGCCCCAGCAGCUCUCUUCCACAGAUUGGAUCUAUUCUUGGAGAGAUGUAGAGACAUACUAAAUAUUUUCAAUCAAGGCAGAUUGUUUGGAAAAUUGGCAAAUAUUCAAAUUGGUGGUACAAAAGGUGAUAGUUUAAGUAGAGAGGUGAAAGAUAUUCACGUUAGAUUUAGUGAAGAAAUUGCCAAGUUUAAAGAAAUUCAGUACGAUGCACUAAUGGUUGAAGAGCACAAGUUCGAAGAAGACUUUUAUAACUUUAAGAAUCAAAUUAAGGAAUUCGAAAAGAAGAUUGGAUCGAUCAUCUCGAAAAGUUUUGAAGAAAGUAACACUAUUCAUGCUGGAGUUAAAGUGAUUGAAAGUUUUGAUGGCCUUUUAGAUCGUGAGAGUGUUCAACAAGAAAUUGUCAAGAAGCAAGGUGAUUUACUUACAACCUUUAGAAAAGAGUUGAAGAGAGUUCAACAAACGUUCACCGAGUCGAAAAACUCCCCAAUUAUUUUCCAUAACAUGCCACCCGUGACAGGAGCAAUUCAAUGGGCAGAAUCAUUAUUGGAGAGAAUUGACGGACCAAUGACUAAGCUCACUUCAUUGAGCAAGACUGUCUUUGAAACUUCUGAAGGAAAAGAGACUGUCAAACUCCACGCUAACAUUGUUGGAAAAAUUAAGCAGUAUCAACAACAAUUGUAUACGGAAUGGGCAAAGUCUGUUGGUGAGACAUCAGAAACCAAGUUGAAUGAAAAAUUGUUGAAGAGAGGUCAAGAUGGUAUGGUCACUGUAAAUUUUGAUCCUGCACUUGUUAGACUUUUGAGAGAAGUCAAUUAUCUUCAAAAGAUCAACACUCUUCACGAAGGUGAACCUCAAUGGAACAUUCCACAAGAAGCUAUUGACCUGUUCGAAAAGAAUGAAAAGUAUAGAACACAAACAGGUAGCUUGGAGUAUAUUGUAAAUAUGUACAAUGUUGUUCAUUCAUCUCUGAUUGAUGUUGAGAGACCACUCUUCCAACAACAACUCGACAAGAUUGACACCAUUUUGGAAAAAGCUACAACCGAGUUGUGCUGGAAGAAUGAUUCAGAGAUUGAUACAUUUUUGUCUGAGGCUAUGAAUGCAGUCAAACUUGCAAGUCAUACUCUUUCAUGUAUUAAGAAAAAUAUUGGAGAAAUUGAAAAGGCUUUGGUUAAAUGGGAGAAGAAUCCAAUGUUCCAAAGAAAGGAAACAAGAACAUUAACAAUGAAAGAGUUUGAUGCAAGAAGCAAGGAAAUGAAAUCUACCUAUGAUAAAAUGGUCAAGAAAACUGGUGAGCUAAUAUCCGCCAAAUUGAGUGACUGUCUUGAAGUACUACGAGGAGGAAAACAAAAGUCAUCUGAGGAACAAAUUCCUCAAGAACUUGGAUGUAUUGGAGUUGAUGAAAAUAGUGCAGCAUGGAAGAAUUUCGUAACAUAUGCCAAUAAUAUGGUCAUUGAUGGAAUUUGUAAAUCUGUCAUGGCCUCCAUGAAAUCUCUAAUGGAGCAAAUGAGUGUUGAAUAUUUGCAAAGAACUGAACAAAGCCCAUUCCUCGAAAUUUCUCUUGUACUUGAAAAGAAACACACCAACAUACCACAUCAUGAUAUUUAUGAAGCAUCAUUCAGUCCUAGUCUUAAACCAAAAGAUGAAGGCUCAUUCAAGACGGUCAUAGAUUCAUGGAUCAAUGAUUUCUGUACGGUAUCGGCCUCUAUUUCCCGAUUAGACACAGGAUCAGGAGAUUAUCGGAAAGAGGUUAUGCAAAAUACUGAAAUCAAGAACGCUAUCAAGCAAAUUCAUGACAGCGUUGAUUAUGUGACAAAUGAAUGUAACAAGUUUGCUGAACAGUUCAUAGCACACAAGAAAAUUUAUGAGAUUGAUCAAAAGGAGCACUUUGAAGAAUUCCUAGAACAUACUUUACCACACGAGCAAACUAAGGGCAAAGCCUACAACAUUGAUGUUGCUAAAUUCGAUGAGCAAAUCAAAAAGUACCACGGUAUUUAUGAACAAAUCAAGGAGCUGACAGGUUGUGACAAUGCAGGAUGGCUACGAGUGGAUGCCAAGCCAAUCAAACAAGAAUUAUUACGAAUUUGCACCUCGUGGGAAAAACAAUUCUCCAACUUCUUGGCCAAUAGCGUCUCUGAACGACUCAAUGAUAUUUUCAGCUUUAUGGCUACUGUUGAGAGUGGAAUUGACAAGGAAGUUGCUACCGGAGAUAUUGCCACGCUGAGAGAGGUGAUUCGAUACAUUCGAGAUAUCAAGAUUGAGACUGAGAGCGAGCAUGGCAUUUUCCAACCUUUGCAAGAAAUUACUCAACUCCUUGCCUCCUACGGUAUCGAGCUUGCUCCAACAUUAAUUUCUUCGCUUGAGCAAGCACCAGCCAAAUGGGAUGGACUUUAUAAGAGAUCAUUGGUGAGAAGAACCGAGUUGAGCGAUCUUCAAGAUCAAGAAUCUACCAAAGUGAAGGAACAAGGUGUUCAAUUCGGUAAACGAGUUCUCAAAUUCCAAGAAGAAUUCAGAGAGAUUGCUGCAUUCUUUUACAAAUCAGGAUCGCAAGAAGCUUACAAGUCUAUCGACAAGUGGCAAUUACUUCUUGUCGACAUGGAAAAGGAGGCAACUAAAUUGAGAGAGUUGCAAGACUUGUUUGAAAUUACUGUAAGCGAGUAUAAUGCCCUAAAGACAUGCAGAGAAGAGGUUGUUUUGUUAAAGUCUCUGUGGGAUAUUAUUGCUCAUAUUCUCUCACUCUUUAAGGAUUGGAUGAAAACUUCAUUCAAGAAGGUUGAUGUGGACGCUCUUGUUGAAGAAUCAAAGAAGUUGAAAAAAAUUAUUCAAAACUUUAAUGCCAAGGCCAGAGCUUGGGACAGUUAUAUUGGCUUGAACAAUGCUGUAACGAACAUGUUGACUUCACUUCCUCUUGUUCAAGACUUGAGAAAUCCUGCUAUGCGAAGAAGACACUGGGAUGAAUUGUUAGAUGAGACUCACAAGAAAGGUGCCAUUGAUCCAGAUGACAAUUUUAAUUUAGAUCAAUUAUUAGAUCUCGGUCUUCACAGUUAUGUUGAUACUGUUCAAACCAUUGUAGACAAGGCAAGCAAGGAGUUGAUCAUUGAAAAGAGUUUAACAAAGGUUGAAUCUACAUGGGAAAAAUUAGCCUUCGUUUUUGAAUUUUUCAUUGACUCUUUAACAAAAUGGCAAAUUGCACUCUCUACCAUUGAUAGUAUCAUUACAGAAUGGGUAGGAGUACAAAAGAAGUGGCAAAACUUGUAUCCAAUCUUUAUGAUGUCCAAGGAUAUCAAGGAAAAGUUGCACGAAGAUGCUGUAAGAUUUGCUGAAGCCGAUUCCGAAUGGAGAAUAUUUAUGGAUGUGGCCAAGACAGUACCAAAAAUUACUGAAGCAUGUACUGAGCCAACAAUUCGUACAAAGCUCAACUCCAGCUUGGAUGUAUUGGAGUAUUUACAACACGUAGAAGAAAAGUUAGACAUGUGUCAAAAGUCGCUCUCAGAGUAUUUGGAGACGAAAUGUAAGGCAUUCCCAAGAUUCUACUUUAUCAAAGCAGGAGAUGUUAUUGAUAUUUUGAGUAAGGGUUCUUAUCCCAAGCUUGUCAUGAAACACAUGUCAAAAAUUAUCGAAGCUACUUCUACUUUAACCUUUGAUGAAAAUUCUGAUAUUGCUAACGGUCUUAUUAGUAAGGAAGAUGAAAUCAUCUCGUUCCCUGAAAAGUAUGAAUGUAAAGGUCCUGUUGAGGAUUGGUUGAACGGCGUAUUGAAAACGGUUGUCAAGUCUUUAACCACCAUUUUAGGAGAAGCUCAUGCUGCCUACGUUGAACAACAACGAGAUCAAUGGGUCUUCCAAUUUCCAGCUCAAAUCGUUGUUGUGGCUUCUCGUGUUUGGUUCACAAGCGAAGUCAACUCAGCCUUUGAAAGACAAGAAGAAGGAAAUAAGAACGCUCUCAAAGAUUACUAUAAUCAACUUAAGGAUCAAUUGGCCAAACUAACUACCCUGGUUCAAGGAGAAUUGACUUCAGGUGACCGAAAGAAGAUUAUCACUCUUAUCACUGUAGACGUUCACAACAGAGACAUUGUUCUCAAGCUGAUGGAGGAAAAGGCAGAAAACGCUCAGGUAUUUACUUGGCAAUCCCAAUUGAGAUAUAGCUGGGAUGAUACUAAAGGUUGUACCAUCAACAUUGCUGAUGCUGAAUUUAAAUAUGGCUAUGAGUAUAUUGGUAAUUGUGGUUGCUUGGUUAUUACACCACUCACAGACAGAUGUUACAUUACCCUAACACAAUCAUUGAGAUUAAUCAUGGGAGGUGCUCCAGCCGGCCCUGCAGGUACAGGUAAAACUGAAACAACAAAAGAUCUUGGAAGAGCUUUGGGUAUUCAGGUCUAUGUGUUCAACUGUACUGAGCAAAUGAAUCCAGCUUCAUUGGGUAAUAUUUUCAAAGGUCUUGCUAUGACUGGUACUUGGGGUUGUUUCGACGAGUUCAACCGUAUUAGAGUUGGUGUCUUGUCUGUCGUUGCCACACAAUUUAAAUCCAUUCUUGAUGCCCUCAGAGCCCAAAAGAAAGAAUUUAUUUUCGAACAGGAAAAUAUUUCACUCAUUCCAACAUGUGGUGUUUUCAUUACCAUGAAUCCUGGUUAUAAGGGACGUACAGAGUUGCCAGAAAACCUUAAAGCCUUGUUUAGACCUUGUGCAAUGAUUGUUCCUGACUUUAUGAACAUUUGCGAGAUCAUGUUGGCUUCAGAAGGUUUCAUUAAUGCAAAAGAUUUGGCUAAAAAGUUUGUGACACUCUACAGAUUGAAUAAGGAAUUACUAUCCAAACAAGAUCACUACGAUUGGGGUCUUCGUGCCAUUAAAUCUGUGCUCGUUAUUGCAGGAGGUUUGAAGAGAGCUGAACCAACAGUCUCUGAAGAUCGAAUUCUUAUGAGAGCUCUCCGAGAUACCAAUCUUGCCAAAUUAUCCAAGGACGAUAUUGAAAUUUUCAAAGGACUCAUCAGAGAUUUGUUCCCAAGAAUUGAAAUUGAGCCAAAGAGUGAUCCAGAGUUGGUGAAGGCCAUUAAACAAGCAACUGAAGAACGUAAAUUACAAACUGGAGAAAAUGAUAUUUUCAUUGGCAAGGUUGUUCAAUUCAAGGAAUUGCUCGAUGUAAGACACUCUGUAUUCGUUUUGGGUCCUGCUGGCUCUGGUAAGAGCUGUGUCUGGAAAACAUUAGCCAAGGCUUUUGAAAUUCAAGGCAAGAGAACUUGGUUCCAUGUGCUCAAUCCAAAAUCUGUCACCAGUGGUGAAUUGUAUGGUUAUACUCAUCCUGUUUCAAAAGAUUGGAAAGACGGUCUUCUUUCAUUCACAAUGAGAGAAAUGGCUGAAACUAAAACCUCAAAUCCAAAGUGGAUUGUAUUGGACGGUGAUAUCGAUGCUGAGUGGAUUGAAUCCAUGAACACAGUCAUGGACGAUAACAAGGUCUUGACUUUGGCCAGUAAUGAACGUAUUCCACUCAAUCCAACUAUGAGAAUGCUUUUCGAAAUUGACCAUUUAAGAAAUGCCACUCCUGCCACAGUUUCUAGAGCUGGUAUUCUCUUCUUGAACGAGACAGACAUUGGAUGGCAACCAUUCAAAGAAAGCUGGAUUGAGGCAAGAAAUGUUGAAAAAGAAAAGCAAAACCUUGAUCGUUUAUUCUACACCUAUGCACCACACAUUCUUGGAUGGCUUAAAAAACAUCAUCAUAUCAUUCCAAGACAAGAUAUCAACAUGAUUCAAACUUUGUGUUAUUUGUUAGAAAGCCUCAUCACACCCGAGUCAUGUCCACCAGGAUGUUCUCAUGAAAUUUAUGAAUACUACUUUGCAUUUGCUUGUGUUUGGGCCUUUGGUGGUGCUCUAGAAGAGGAUGAAAGAAUACUUUUCAACGGAAUGUUUAAGAAAGACUUCCCACAAGUUAAAUUCCCAGAUACCGCUACCGUUUUUGAUUUCUAUGUUGUCACUGAGGGAGACAGUGUCCGCCUUGAACCAUGGUCUACUAAAGUCCAAGAGUAUAUUCAUGACCCUGAAUUACCAUUCAGUGAAAUUGUAGUGAAUACUGCUGACACUGCCAGAUUAACGUAUUUGACUGAUCUUUUGGCAGACAAGAAGAAACCUGUAUUGCUUGUCGGUACUGCUGGUACUGGUAAGACUACUGUGGUGAAAGGAAAGCUGAGAAAUCUUGAUGAGGAUACUCUCUACACGACCAUCAACUUUAACAGUAAUACCGACGCUGAAUCAUUCCAAAACAUUCUUGAACAAUCUAUUGUUAAGAAGGCUGGUAAAAUGUAUGGUCCACCAGGUAGAAAGAAGUUAAUUUACUUUAUCGAUGAUUUGAACAUGCCAAAUCCUGACAAGUAUGGAACACAAUCUGCAAUUGAAUUUUUACGUCAACACAUGGAUUAUGGCUUUUGGUACGACAGAAACAACAUGAGUACUAAGGAAGUCGGUAACGUUCAAUAUAUUGCAGCAAUGAAUCCAAAGGCUGGUUCCUUUACUGUCACAGGAAGACUUCAAAGACACUUUGGUAUGUUUGCUUGCACAUUCCCAGCAGAUGCAGACUUGAGAACAAUCUAUUCUCAAAUUAUCAAUUCUCACUUGGAGACCUUUGACAAGAAAGUUCAUAAUGUUGCUGGUAAAUUGGUGGAAGCUACUAUCAAGUUGCAUAAGGAGGUUUCAAAGUUCUUCUUACCAACUGCAGUUAAAUUCCACUAUCAAUUUAACCUUAGAGAGAUUUCUAACCUUUUCCAAGGUCUAUGUCGAUCAACUAAAGAAAAUUACACAGAACCAUCUCAACUUAUUAGAUUGUGGAUGCAUGAAUCGUUCAGAGUAUUCUCUGAUAGAAUGACUGAGCAUGAAGAUGUUGCAAAAUUCAAUGCAAUGGCUACCAAAAUCAGUAAGGAUGUCCUUGAUUGUGAAAUUACAGAUGGUGAGAACUUGAUAUUUGCAUCAUUCAUUUCUGACCAAGAUGGUAACGGUCCUUACAUUGAAGCAACAGAUUAUCAAAAAUUGAAACAAACUCUGGAAAGAAAGUUGGAUGAAUAUAACUCAUCACGAUCCAUUAUGAAUCUCGAGUUGUUUAAACAAGCUAUUUGGCAUAUUUGCAGAAUUAGUCGUAUUUUAUCAAAUCCAAGAGGUAAUGCUCUAUUGGUAGGAGUUGGUGGUAGCGGUAAACAAAGUUUGGCUAGAUUGGCUUCAUUCAUUAACAAUUAUGAAAUUUCGCAAAUCACUGUUACACCAUCCUACAAAAUUCUUGAUUUCAAGAAGGAUCUUUUGGAAUUGUACAAGAAAGCUGGUGAAAAGGACAUGAAGAUUUCAUUCAUCCUAACUGACUCGCAAAUUAUUGACCAAAAGCAACUUGUGUUCAUUAACGACUUUUUAUCAUCUGGAUACAUCCCUGAAUUGUUCACACCUGACGACAUUGAAAAAUCUAUUCAAGCAGUUCAACCAGCUGUUAAAUAUGCUGGUAAGGAUCACAAUGAUAAGAAAGUGUGUUGGGACUUCUUCCUUGAAAAAGUCAAAAAGAAUUUGCACUUGGUGUUGUGCUUCUCUCCAGUUGGUGAGCAAUUACGUACUUGGUGUAGAAAAUUCCCUGCCAUCAUGAAUUGCUCUGUCAUUGAUUGGUUCCAUGAAUGGCCAAGAGAUGCUCUCAUUUCUGUGGCUUACAGAUUCCUUAACUUUGAUGAUCUUCAAUUAGGAGAUGAAGCCAUGAUCACCAAUAUUUCUGAGCAUAUGGCAUUUGUGCAUGAAUCUGUGAGCGAAGCUUGUAAGACUUAUCAACAAGUGGACAGAAGAUACAACUAUACAACACCAAAGAGCUUCCUCGAACUCAUUGAAGUCUACAAGAAGUUGUUGGCAAAGAAGAGAGAAGAGCUCAAUAGCACUAUUGAUAGAUUAAGCAAUGGUUUGACCAAGAUUAAUGAAUCUGAAGAAAAGGUGAAAGAAUUGUCAACCGUUCUUGCUCAAGAAGCUAUUGUAGUCGAAGAGAAGAAGAGAGCCACAGAGGACCUGUUAGCAAAAGUCACUAAGGAAAAUACUUUCUUGGCGAGCCAACAAAAAAUUGUGGAAGAGGAAGAAGUCAAGCAAAACAAGGUUGUUGCUGAAGUUAAUGCUCUUGCAAAAGUUUGUUCCGAAGAGUUAGCAAAGGCAGAACCUCUUAUUGAAAAGGCCAAGAAGAGUUUGGAAGUGUUGAAUGUCAAGGACUUCCAAGAAUUGAAAUCAUUCACAAACCCACCAGCUUUCGUCGACGUUGUCACUGCCGCUGUCAUGAUUUUGAAAGCUCCAAGAGGUGUUCCAAAGAAUGUCGUUUGGGCUGAAAGCAAGAAGAUGAUGAACAAUCCAAACCAAUUCAUGACCGAACUAAUUUCAUUCAAUGCUGAAACUAUUCCAAAGAUUCCACAGGAGAAUAUUGAUGCCCUCAAAAAUAACAAGUAUUUACAACAUCCAGAAUUCAAGCCUGAAUUGAUUCAAAGCAAGUCUAAGGCUGCUGCAGGUUUGUGCGACUGGGUCAUUAACGUGGUUGCGUUCUAUGACUUGGACAAGUUGAUCGAGCCAAAGAGACAACAAUUGGCUCAAGCUAUGGAAGAAAAGGAAAAGAAUGAGAGCCACCUUAGAAAGAUUAGUGACAAAUUGAACUCACUCAGAAAGGCCAAAGAACAAGCAGAAUUGGAACACAACAAUGCUCAACAAGAACUGAUUAGAAUUGAAAAGCAAAAGAAAAAGACAGAAGACAAGCUCAGUCUUGCUCACAGAUUGGUCAAUGGUUUGUCUGACGAAAAAAUUAGAUGGGCUGACUCGAUUAAGGACCUCAAGGAACGUGAAAAGACAUUGAUUGGAGAUGUAUUACUGGCAUCUGCUUUCCUUUCAUAUGUUGGGCCUUUCACUAAAAAGUACAGAGAUCAUUUGGUGAAUGAGAAAUGGAUUAUUGAUCUCAAGGAGAGAAAGAUUCCAACAACCGAAGGUAUUGAUCCUUUGUUUGGUGUUUUGGCUGAAGAUGCCCAAGUUGCUCAGUGGAAUAACGAAGGUCUCCCAUCUGAUAGAGUUUCAAUUGAAAAUGGUGCCAUUGUCACAAAUUGUAAACGUUGGCCGUUAUUGAUUGAUCCUCAAUUACAAGGUGUCAAGUGGAUUAAGAACAUGGAAAGCAAGAACAAUUUACAAGUUGUUCAAUUGACCAAGAAGGGAUAUUUAGAGACUCUUAUUCAUGCCAUCAUGAACGGCUAUCCCGUGCUGUUAGAAAAUGUUGGAGAGUCAAUUGAUCCAAUCCUUGAUCCAUUGUUAUCACAAAGUUACACCAGAAAAGGCAGUUCUGUCAGUAUCAAGCUCGGUAAUCGUGAGGUUGAUUUCGAUCCUAAAUUCAAGCUCUAUAUUCAAACUAAAUUGCCUAAUCCUCAUUAUCGACCAGAAAUUGUUGCUCAAACUACCUUGCUUAACUUUAUGGUCACGGAACAAGGUCUCGAUGAUCAGUUACUUGGUACUGUUGUCAACAAGGAAAGACCUGACUUGGAAGAGCUUCGUCUUUCUUACUUGAGACAACUAAGACAGUUCAAGAUUGACCUGAAGAAUUGUGAAGACGCUCUUAGAAACGAGUUAUCGAACGCUAAGGGUGACUAUUUGGAGAAUCACAGACUCAUUGACAACUUGGAAGCUACCAAAAAGAAGUCACAACAAAUCAAGGUUAGCUUGAAAGAAAUUUUGGAGAAUAACAAGAUGAUUGAUGAAAGUAGACAAGUUUAUAGACCUGUAUCUAUUAGAGGUUCCAUGUUGUACUUCUUGAUUGACCAAUUGUCCAAGAUUGAUCACAUGUAUCAAUAUUCACUUGAAGCUUUCAUGGUUGUGUUCAAUAAGGCUCUUGAAAAGGCAGAAGCUGCAGAGGCUGUAGAAAAGAGAGUGGAAAACAUUGUUGACAGCAUCACCGAGACAUUGUUCAGCUAUGUGUCAAGAGGUUUGUUCGAAAGACACAAACUCAUUUUCUCAACCAUGCUUUGUAUUGAGAUUAUGAAGAAGAAGAAUGAACUCGAUCCUACUCACAUUGACUUUUUGUUGAGAGCACCAAGAAUUGAUGGAAUUGAAAGAAAGGAAACUGUGAUUGGAUGGUGUUCUGAAUUGAGUUGGGCAUAUGUUCAAGCAUUGAGUCAAAUUGAAGGAACAACACCAGCAUUCAACCUCCUUCCUGAGGACAUGGCUGGUUCUUGGAGAAGAUGGAAGGAAUGGACAGAGUUUGAAAAGCCAGAAGAAAAGCCACUUCCAUUAGAAUGGAAGAACUUGACACCAUUCCAAAGAUUAUUAAUUAUUAGAUGUCUCAGACCUGACAGAUUGACAAUGGCUGUCACAAACUUUGUUAAGGAACGUAUUGGAGAAAAAUAUGUCAGAGAUAUCCCAGUUGAUUUGGAGGUUUCAUACCUCGAUUCUGGCCCAACCACACCACUGUUCUUCAUUCUAUCACCUGGUGUAGAUCCUGUCAAAUCUGUUGAAAAGAUUGGUGAAAAGUAUGGAUUCACUACUGCACUUGGAAAAUUCAAGAACGUUUCAUUGGGAGAGGGUCAAACCGUUGUUGCCGAAAAUGCUUUACAACACGCUUUCAGAACUGGUGGUUGGGUCAUGUUGAACAACCUUCACUUGACUCCAGAAUGGUUAGAAGAGAAGGAGAAGGAAUCAGCACUGAAAAAGACAUCUUCCACGACCAAGAUCAAUGCCGAAGAAGCUGAAGUAUCCAUUGAGGUUGCUGAAACGACACCUCCAGCUGAAGAACAACCAGCACAAAUUCCAGCUGAGGAACAUCAUGACGACGAUGAAGAAGAGGAAGAAGACAAUGGACAUCCUGACUUUAGAGUUUUCUUGUCGGCUGAACCUUCGAAUCAAAUUCCAAUUGGUAUUCUGCAAAGAUCCAUCAAAUUGACCAACGAACCUCCAAGCGGAUUGAAAGCAAACUUGGUACGAUCUCUGUUGCAAUUUGAUGAUAAUGUUUGGGAAGGAAGCUCCAAACAAACAGAAUUUAAGGGAAUUUUAUUCUCCCUUUGCUUCUUCCAUGCCUGUAUUGUGGAAAGAAAGAAGUUUGGACCUCAAGGUUGGAACAGAAAUUAUCCAUUUAACCUUGGUGACUUGACAACAUGUAUUCUUGUAUUGAACAACUACUUGGAAGAUAGACCAAAGGUACCAUGGGAAGAUUUACGUUAUGUCUUUGGUGAAAUUAUGUAUGGUGGUCACAUUACUGACGAUUGGGAUCGAAAACUCUGCAAGACCUACUUGGAAAAGUUCAUUCGCCCAGAUGUAGUUGAUCAAAUCGAGUUGUGUCCUGAAUUCUUGUCACCACCCACCAAUUUGAGUCAUAAGGGUUAUUUGGAAUAUGUGGAAAAGAAUCUUCCACCUGAAAGUCCUGUUUGUUAUGGAUUGCAUCCAAAUGCAGAAAUUGGUUUCAGAACUGCUCAAGGUGAAAAUAUGUUUAACAUGAUUACAGAAAUGCAACCAAGAUCUGCUGCAGGAGGAGGUGCUGGAAUGACCUUCCAAGAAAAGGUUCAAGCUGGUAUUCGAAGAAUUUUAGAUGCACUUCCUGAGCCUUUCAAUUUGGAGGAAAUUUCUGAUCGACUCGAUGAAGAGAGAACUCCUUAUCAAAACUCCUUCUAUCAAGAAUGUGAAUACAUGAACAAGUUGCUAGCCGAGCUUGAUCGUUCACUCAAGGAAUUACAAAGUGGUCUGGAUGGUUUAUUGACUAUCAGUGACAAGAUGCAAGUUCUACAAAACGCCAUCUACAUGAACAAGGUACCAGAGACAUGGGCUGCUCUUGCUUAUCCAUCUCCAAGAAAAUUGGACGGUUGGUUCGAUGAUUUACUUCAAAGAUAUCAACAAUUGUUGAACUGGACAGCUGAUUUGCAAACACCAAAGGUUGUUUGGAUUUCUGGUUUGUUCAAUCCUCAAUCAUUCUUGACUGCUAUCAUGCAAACUAUUGCUAGACAAAAGACAUGGGCUCUCGAUGAAAUGACUUUGGUUGCAGAUGUGACCAAGAAGUAUGCUGUUGAUGAAAUUGAACAAGCUGCAAGAGAAGGUGCCUAUGUGACUGGUUUGUCGCUUGAAGGAGCUGCAUGGGACUCUAAGAAGGGAACAUUGGUUGAUUCCAAAUUGAAAGAUCUCCAUCCAAAGAUGCCAAUUAUUCAUAUUAAGGCUGUCCAAAACGAAAAGGCUGAUCCAAACAGCUUCUAUGAUUGCCCUGUUUAUAGAACUCAAGAAAGAGGUCCAGAUUAUAUCUUCACUUGUAAAUUGAAGACUCGUGAUCCUCCAUCCAAGUGGAUUAUGGCUGGAGCUGCAAUGCUUUUGGAUUGUCCUUCAACCAUCUAA
Naegleria lovaniensis is the source of this 13509-nucleotide messenger RNA. RefSeq lists its product as uncharacterized. Gene Ontology annotation, cellular component: dynein complex. The transcript is spliced from 5 exons. Lineage: Eukaryota; Heterolobosea; Eutetramitea; Acrasida; Naegleriidae. The record is from RefSeq and is a predicted model, not a curated record. Gene Ontology annotation, biological process: microtubule-based movement. Gene Ontology annotation, molecular function: minus-end-directed microtubule motor activity; ATP binding; dynein intermediate chain binding. The coding region runs from base 1 to 13509 and encodes 4502 amino acids.